AUGCGGGCGACUGUCCCGCCCCGCCCGCUGCCUUGGGGCGUCGCUCAACUAAGCUUCGCCCGAGAGAAACCGGCCGUCUUCGCCCUGACCUCGGCGGGGCUCGGCCUGGGGCUCUGGGCGGGGGCGAAGGCGAGGCGCGACGGCCUCGUCUUCUCGCAAAACCCGCACGAGUCGCUCUUCCCUCCUCCGGAACUCUACGUUAGAACCCGCUUCCUCAGCCAGGCCGCACGCAUCCCUCGUCGAGAAGCUUUCCUGUUUCCUGAGACUCCUCCAGCGCCCCCAGGGGGUCCAGCCGACGAAAGCGGAAACCUUCGCGAGAGAGAGGCCGGGGCAGGAGAGGGAGAUGCGGACCAAACUGCAUGCGCAGUCGAGGGCCGUCCUGCGUCGAUCUCCGCGCUGCUGACGGAACUUCUGCCGCCUGAAGUCUUUGCUCCACAGCCGAGCGCGCGACGCUCGUCUCUGCGAGCUCUGCGCUCUCCCCUCAUCCACGUGGGGCGAGGGACAGCUGCGUUCCGCCACGCCUCGCGUCUUCUCCUCGGCUUCGAUCCUCGAGUCUUCUCAGCGGACCGCCGGGGAGAGGCCCCGCGAGGCGAGAUCAUCGCUGUGCACGUCGUCACGGCCAAAGACUUCACCUCGGACACAAGCGACCGGUCAGGCGGCCGCGGCGCCUCAUGCCUUUCUCAAGGAGACAGAGAAGAAGAGCUUCGCGUGGGAGACGCCGCCGCCCUUCUUCUUCGACGCGGGUCUCUCCGGUGGCGACUCGUACCCCUCACAGUCGCGUCGCGGGAAAGGAACUGCGCACUCGUUCUCGGGGGACCGGCUGAGGAAGCCGCCGGAACCGCAGAGGCCGCGGUUUGCAUGCAGCCAAAAGAGACCGAGUUUACGAGCCAAGGGCGGAGCGAGAAAGCCAUUCGCCCUCACGUCCAGGGAGACAGUGAGCGGUCUGAAGGAGGCGCGAAGGAGAAGGACAUAUGCGAGGAAAACACGAAGCUUGCGCCCUCGACAGUCGCUCUGUGCAGUUCCCUAUGGUUCGCCACAGCCCCCAGCGCCGUCUCUUCGGCUUACAGCGGAUUCGUCGUGUUCCGCGUUUUCCUCCUUCCCUCGUCGCGCUCGCUGCGCCGCCCCGCGACCCUGCCGAGGCCGACUCGCGCAACAGGCGACGUCUUUGUGGAGGUCUUGGCUGCAAACGAGCAAAGCGAAGAAUCGCCCCUCUCAGAAGAACUCCUGCGCCUCCUCGCAGAGCGUCUCGCUCGAGAAAUCCGCCGGCAGCUGGCGGCCAGAACGCAGCGACUCCGCGCCCUCGGAGACGAGCGGAGAGACACGCAACCGCGCAGAGUCAGCAAAGACAAAGAAGACAAAGACAGAGAGGGUGAAGACAGAGAGGGUGAAGACAGAGAGGAUGAGAAAAAAGACGGAAAUGAAGACGACCCAGAAUGCGGUAGAGAAGAAGAGAGCGAAGACGAUCUGUGGCAUGAUGCCUCUUACGAGACGUGGCAGAGAGCGACGCCUCGCGUGCGGGCUGGGGCCUCGUUCCUGUCCGCAGAAGACGGUGGUAGAGAAAGGGAGGAGUCUGAAUCGAUUGUCAGUCCUGGAAAGGGGUCGGGGCCUGGAAGCUGGCGCGCGGAAUCCACUCGCCAGCGGGGCGAAGCGUCUUUCUUCCGCGCCUUCCGAGGGCGCCGGAGUUCGCGGUGGACGCAGAGCGCAGCCAAGCAAAAGUUUUUGCAGACGCCUCGCUCUGGAGCGCACUGGAGACCCAAGCCUCCGGCGCCAGGCGGCUGA
Neospora caninum is the source of this 1779-nucleotide messenger RNA. RefSeq lists its product as hypothetical. Bases 1 to 1779 code for a protein of 592 amino acids. The transcript has 2 exons. The record is from RefSeq and is a predicted model, not a curated record. NCBI's taxonomy places the organism in Eukaryota, Apicomplexa, Conoidasida, Eucoccidiorida, Sarcocystidae.